Camellia sinensis is the source of this 873-nucleotide messenger RNA. The record is from RefSeq and is a predicted model, not a curated record. NCBI's taxonomy places the organism in Eukaryota, Viridiplantae, Streptophyta, Magnoliopsida, Ericales, Theaceae.
UAUUGAUUAUCUUUUUCUCCUACUCCUACUUACAUGUAUGCAUGUAGUUCUCCUUUUUGUUAGGUGGGCACACACACAUCACACGCAAAACUUCUUACGUAGGCUAUGAAAAAGGUUCGUUUAGGAAUGAGAAAGGGUGCUUGGACUCAGGAAGAUCUCCUUCUUAGGAACUGCAUUCAAAAGUAUGGAGAAGGAGUUUGGCACCAACACCAAGUUCCUCUCAGAGCAGGCUUGAACAGAUGUAGAAAAAGCUGUAGAUUGAGGUGGUUGAAUUAUCUGAUGCCAAAUAUAAAGAGAGGAAACUUCACCUUCGAUGAAGUUGAUCUCAUCAUCAAGCUUCAUAAAUUGUUAGGCAACCGAUGGUCGCUAAUAAUAGGCAAACUUCCCAGAAGAACUUCUAAUGAUGUGAAAAACUUUUGGAACACCCACCUACAUAAGAAAAUGAUAGCUCAAAGAGAGGAGGAAAGAGCCAAGGCUCAUAAAAACCCAUGAAAUAUAAUAAUAUCAUCAAACCCCAACCUAGGACCUUCUCAAGAAACCUACUUUUCCCAAGGGGCAAAAGUUUCAAUACAGAAAACAUUCCCAAGGGGCACCUCCAACAUCAUUGCUAGGGGAUUGUGGAGCACCGCCAUGGUUGGAUGGCGGCGUGCUCGACAGUAUGGAAAUGAACAGUGAAAUUUCCAGGCAAUUAAAGUUGAUUUAGGCAAGCUUUUGUGAGCUCUUGUUGUGUCUAAUUAAGCCCAUACAAGAAGGGUCUUGAGAGGUCAUUGAUUUCACAAUCUUCAAUAAAUAAACUACAAAACAGAAAAGAGAUUAAAACACACAUCUUGAUUAAUCUUGUGGUGAUUGGGUCAACCAACUGAGAUUAAAUUG